Messenger RNA from Schistosoma mattheei, 915 nucleotides. Lineage: Eukaryota; Metazoa; Platyhelminthes; Trematoda; Strigeidida; Schistosomatidae. The record is from the annotation of a GenBank genome assembly.
AUGUAUAAUGGGAUAGGCUUACCAACUCCUCGAGGCAGUGGGACGAAUGGAUAUGUUCAGAAAAAUUUGGCCUUCAUUAGUAAUUUCAAAGAACAAAACCCUUACAAAACAGAGGAAGACAUCAAGAGAGCAGAUGCUCUGCUGUUCAAGGAACCAAAUAAAGAAAUACUAGAGCAUGAACGGAAACGAAAAAUUGAAGUGAAAUGUUUUGAGAUGGAACAGGAAAUGGAGGAACAAGGUUACACGCAGAGCGAAAUCGAAUUUAGGGUCAAUGGGUUUCGAAAAAAGUUGCUGGAUGAGUUAAAGGCCUCCGAAAUAAAAAAGAUUCCCAAUGUGGAGCCAUUCGAAAUCUCUCAGUCUGAACACGGUAAAUUGCUACCAAAAGGGACUCAUGAAAAUGCCGCUGUAAAUAUCCUUAAAAACACAAUUUUCAAAGAAGCCUUGGGAAUCGGAGAACAAUUUCAAGAUGGGAAUUCCGUAGAGUUGGCUGUUCAGCGAAAAAAAGAUGACGCAGAGACGAAGCGUCUAGUCGAGGCGCAAAAGGAGAUGAAGACAUUGGAUAGUUCAGAUGAUGAUGGUGAAGUCAGUAGUGGUAUUAGCAGUCAUUCCAAAGAUAACUUGAAACAACAACAUAAGAAGAAGAAAAAGGAGAAGAAGAAAAAGAAAUCAGUUAAGAAAAGAAAACAUUCACUAUGUGGUGAUGAUGAUAAUAAUGGCGGUAGUAACGAUGUUGGCGAACUUAAUUUCACUUCAAGUUCUAUGACAUAUCAUCACGCAAAUGAUGAACGAAGUCGUCAUAAACAAUAUCAUGAACAGGAACCACAGCAGGAGCACAGAUCAACCAAGCAUAGAUCACAUUCAAAAAAACAUAAAGAUUCUCAUUCAAAAGAACGGAGGCACCACCAUCACCAUUGA